Capsicum annuum is the source of this 2491-nucleotide messenger RNA. Its product is annotated as vesicle-fusing ATPase. Gene Ontology annotation, molecular function: ATP binding; ATP hydrolysis activity. Gene Ontology annotation, cellular component: mitochondrion. Gene Ontology annotation, biological process: protein modification process. The record is from RefSeq and is a predicted model, not a curated record. NCBI's taxonomy places the organism in Eukaryota, Viridiplantae, Streptophyta, Magnoliopsida, Solanales, Solanaceae.
UUGAAAUCCAAUUAAAUAACUUAAAUAAAUAAUUAAUAAGAGAUUUGACUCUGUAAGUGUUUGCCUCAGUGAUAGGAUUUCUCCUAAAACUUGUUGACAAAAUACUCGAAUCUGUUUUUUUUGGUGAAAUUGAGAAAAUACCCAAUUCAGCUGUAGACAUACAGAUCAUUUAUUUAGUACAAGAAAACAUCAAACAUUAGUUUUUUUUUUUUUUUUGCUGCAAUGAGCUCUUCACGUGUGCAGCCAUUAAUGAAUGUUGUUAGAGUUAAGGGAGUUCCAAUUCUGCAGCAAUUGCAUUUAGAGGAGCGGUUACUGAGGACUUCAUCUCAGAAUUGGUGUAUUGUUAAUGAUGGAACCAAUGAGCCCACCAUUGUCAUGGGGAUUUCAGGAAAACCAGCUGAACUUGUUGAAAUCGGUUCCGUUUUGAAAGACAAGAUUCCAGUAAUUAAGAGGUUUACUGGAGGAGGCACUGUAAUUGUCGAUCAUCAGACAGUUUUCAUCACCUUCAUAUGCAACACAGAUGCUCUCCCUAGUGUACAACCAUAUCCUAGGCCCAUCAUGUCAUGGAGCGGCCAGCUAUACAGCAAAGUGUUUCAAGGAGUUGGGGAUUUCUCUCUUCGUGAAAAUGACUAUGUUUUUGACAACCGCAAGUUUGGGGGAAAUGCUCAGUCUAUCACAAAAGGGCGUUGGGUUCAUCAUACGUCCUUUCUGUGGGAUUAUGAGAUGGAGAAUAUGGCUUAUCUCAAACUUCCAAAACGAGCUCCUGACUAUCGACAGGCAAGAGACCAUUUGGACUUCAUCUGCCGCAUGAAGGACUAUAUAUCUCGGCAAGAAUUCAUUAAUAGAACCAUAUCUGCACUUGGUAGCCAAUUUUCUGUAACUUCUAUGGAGCUUGAAUCACUCGAUGCCCACGAUGCUAUUCCUAAUGGUCAACUUGGUCUUAAUGUGAUUCAAAGACGUUAUGCCAAAGUUUCCACUGGAGACGCUGCAUCUGUUAGCAGAUUUAUUCCACCUGAGGACUUCAACCUUGCUUUGCUUAUCCUUGACUUGGAGUUUGUGAAAAAAGGGACCAAAGAUGAGCAGGUGGAUGCAGUUUCUUUGGCCAAUCUAGUUCGCAAAAGAUUUGCCAAUCAGAUUAUGACAAUUGGGCAAAAGGUGACAUUCGAGUAUCAUGUGGGUUAUAUGUUCGCCGUGAAUCAAGCUACUGUGGAGGGGCAAGAAAAAUCUAAUAUUGAAAGAGGGAUGGUUUCAGCUGACACGUGCAUUAUGUUUGAAGCCGCAAACUCAAGUGGAAUAAAGAUUGUCAACCAGUGGGAAGCUGCUAGCAGCAGCAUCUUUUGGCAGAAAGAAUUCAAUCUUCAGUCAUUGGGUAUAGGUGGUCUGGGUGCAGAGUUUUCUGAUAUUUUUCGAAGAGCUUUUGCUUCCAGGGUUUUCCCUCCACAUGUGACAAGCAAGCUUGGUAUCAAGCAUGUUAAAGGAAUGCUGCUCUUUGGACCUCCUGGUACAGGAAAGACUCUAAUGGCUCGGCAGAUUGGAAAAAUGCUAAAUGGCAAGGAACCUAAGACCAAAUGGCAUUGUGAUUGUGAUGAUCGACAUCAGCACAUUUACCGAAGAACUAUGCUAUUGGCAGAACAAGUUAAAGUCAUCAGGGGGAGCCCCCUUAUUACUUGUCUUGUGGAAGGCCCAAGUGGAAGUGGCAAGACUGCAAUGGCAGCAACAGUUGGAAUUGAAAGUGAUUUUCCCUAUCUCAAGAUAAUUUCUGCUGAAACUAUGAUUGGGCUCAGCAAAAGCAGCAAAUGUUCUCAGAUAGUCAAGGUGAGUUGGAAAGGAGGGAGGAGGGCGAGGCAAGACUUUCUCCCGUUUAUCUCGAACCCGUGAAAUUCUCUGGUUCUUUUGCUCCACUGGAAGGAAAGGGUAAAAAGUUCUUGUGAUUGGAACUACUAGUGGAGUCAGUUUCUUGGACUCGGUCGGCCUUUGUGAUACUUUCUCAGUCACAUACCACGUUCCAACACUAAAGACGGAAGAUGCCAAGAAGGUGAGUGAUACAAGCACGGCCACGAUGAUGGAGGUGUACAAGUGUGUCAAGAGUCCACCUGAGCUAAGACAUUGUUGAAGUGUGAAAGGAAGGCUUAAAAGGGCACCAAAACAGUCCACACCAUACACUUGAUCGGCGCCCCACUCUUUGAGGGGCCUUUUGGUCAUUUUACACUUUAUUUUGUAAUACACUAUAUAUAGAACCUUGUAGGGUUUCAUUAGUUUGUUUUUUUGAUGAUUUUGUAAGUCAUAAGACACAAAGAAACACAAGUCCUCUCCCUUUGGAGGCACAAAACCGAAACUAGGUUUCAACUUGAGUAUGGAAUCACUCGUGUUGGAUUGUUGGCUUGAUACAUUGGUGUUGAGAGGAGGUAAAAGUCCUCCUUGUGUCAAUGUAAGAACUUGGUGUUAGUUUACAUGUUUUUAGGGGUUUUUGAGUUUAAUAUAGUUUCUAUCU